This is a messenger RNA of Penicillium olsonii, 594 nucleotides long. The record is from the annotation of a GenBank genome assembly. Lineage: Eukaryota; Fungi; Ascomycota; Eurotiomycetes; Eurotiales; Aspergillaceae.
AUGGCUCUUCAGGAGGGCCACAGGCUCACGCUGUUCGUUCGCCAUACCAGCAAGAUUCCCGAGCAUAUUCGUAUCAAUGAAGCAACGCGGAUCUUCGAAGGGACUCUUGAAGCCGACUCUAUUUUAAAGGAGGCUGCGAAUUGCGGAGCAGACAUAUUUGUUUCUCUCGCAGGUCCCUCAUACGGGACGCAGGGGACGCCUUUGACAGAUGGCUAUCAACGCCUCAUUCCCAAGCUUGCCUCGCACCGCAUCAAUCGUGUUCUCAUCCUAUGCACCCCUUCUUUCCGAGACAAAGUUGACGUUGAGACGUGGAAAUGGCGAACCGGGGAGUGGUUUAUGAGAAUAUUUAGUCCAGGUCAAUACCAGGAGAUGCUGGGGGUUGGGAAUGUGGUAGCUUCCACCGAGGGCAUCCAAUGGGGUCUGUUUCGAGUUGGGGGGCUUACGAAUGGACCGGAGGCACCGGUUGAGGCUACAUACCUGGGGAGCGGCGCAGACAAGACCUGGAUCAGUAGAGCCAGUGUAGCAAGAUGGGUUCUCGAUGAGGCAAGGGAGGCACAGUGGAUAGGCAAGAUGCCCUACAUCUGCAAUAAAUGA